AUGGCAAAUGAGUCACACUCAAUAUGGAAUGAGAAUCCUGAAACAUAUUUCACAGUAAAGUUGGUGUAUUCUGCAUUCGUCACACUUAUUUACCCAUUUGCACAUUAUUGUGUGCUCGCCAAGUCACCGAAGAGCUUUGGUUUGUUGAAAUGGAUUAUUUAUGUUCACUGCAUUUGCUUCACCUGUGAAUGGUUGGGCAACGUUUUCUUCAUCGAUGUCUAUGAUUUCCAACCUUCAGUUUUUGUCAAAAUAAAUGGAAUCCUAAAAAAUUAUAUCCAUCCAAUUCAACUCUAUCAGGCUUAUGUCAUAUUAGAAGGAAUCACCGAAACGUCUGGACUAAUUCUUUUCACUAGUCGUGUUCUCCUGAUCGUAGACCUCUACAGACCCCGACCAUCGAUUCAGAGAAGAAUCUGUGAAUUUUUGAUAUACUGCGUAGUUUUUGCGUUUGGCAUGUGGGCUAUUCCCAUGAUAAUUUGGCAAUUGCCAGAUCAAAAGUUUGCAAAACUAAAUGUAAUCAAAACCCACGAGUUCUAUCCGGAUUGCAUUUGGGACUCGAACGUUAUUGCAAUAACUUCCACGGAUUCUACUGAAGAGGAUGUAAUUUGUGUUUUAAUAGUGGCGAAUUGCGUUUCUAUCGGAUUUGCGAUAUUUAUUUCUGCCAAGAUUGCGUUUUACAUGCUCUCGAGAAGAAUGAUAAAUCAGUCAGAGGCAACGAAAAAAAUGCACAAGAAAUUUAACGAGAGAACUAUUUUACAAGCAAUACUCUACUUCACCUUCUGCUGUGUCCCAUUUUCGGUACUUUACCUCACUAUACUCUUAGAAGUUCACAUCCCAGGGAGCACAUAUUUCAUUGAUAUCUUUUCUGAAAACCAUCCGACAGCUUGUGCAGUUUCCUUAUUUUUAUUUUAUGAUCCAUAUCAGUACUAUCUGAUGGAACUUCUUGGGAUUAAACUCCGCCAGAAAAUAAGCAAUGCGUCGACUAUUCUGGUUGAGAAAGUGAACACAAUUUCAAGGAAUUCGAAUAUAGUUUUUAUUUGA
Caenorhabditis elegans is the source of this 1038-nucleotide messenger RNA. It is a transcript of the gene srh-38, whose product is annotated as Serpentine Receptor, class H. The transcript has 5 exons. The coding region runs from base 1 to 1038 and encodes 345 amino acids. The record is from RefSeq and is marked reviewed. Lineage: Eukaryota; Metazoa; Nematoda; Chromadorea; Rhabditida; Rhabditidae.